GAAGCUGCACGUGCGCAAACGCUGGUCACGUGACUGUCCAACAUGGCUUCCUCGCAGCUGUACGCUUGAACGAUGAAAAGCGCGAUUAUAACUUCUGAUGUCUGUUUUUCGACACGAUUGAUUUCCUUGCUGUUCACACACCAAUGGUUACGAGAUGAAGUUGCGGGUGCAAUUGCAGUGUAAGAACCUUCAUGAGUACCUGAGGGAGCUGAGUCCGGACAUCCUGGACCGGCUGUACAAUCAUCCGGCCACAUGCCUGGCGGUGUACAGGGAACUCCCCCCACUGGCGAAGAACUAUGUGAUGCGGAUGCUUUUUCUGGACCAGCCCCUCCCUCAGGCCGCCAUUGCCCUCUGGGUAAAGAAGGACAGUCAGAAGGAGCAUGACCAGUGCGUGUCGGUGCUGUCCGGACUCCGACUCUGGCACGGCCAGCAGCUGCAGGGGGGGCUGCAGGGGAACAUCCUCAAUCCCAUCUUCAAGGACAACCUGCGGGUGGCGCUGCUGGGGGGGGGCAAGGCGUGGGCAGACGAGGGCAGCAGCCUGGGCCCUGACCGGCACGCGCGGGAUGUGGACAGCCUGGAUCGCUACGCCCUGGAGCGCUGGGAGGUCAUCCUGCACUUCAUGGUGGGCUCGCCGAGCGCGGCCGUCAGCCAGGACCUGGCCCAGCUCCUCAUACAGGCUGGGCUCAUGCGCAGCGAGGCCGGAGAAGCCCCGUGCAUCACCUCGGCGGGGUUUCAGUUUCUGCUUCUGGAUACUGCAUCCCAGCUGUGGUACUUCACCUUGCAGUACCUGAAAACGGCGCAGUCCAGAGGGAUGGACUUGGUGGAAAUUCUGUCCUUUUUGUUCCAGCUCAGCUUCUCUACUCUUGGAAGGGAUUACUCAGUGGAGGGGAUGAGCGAGUCCCUGCUGACCUUCCUGCAGCACCUGCGCGAGUUUGGGCUCGUCUUCCAGAGGAAGAGGAAGUCCCGGCGGUACUAUCCCACGCGGCUGGCCAUCACCCUGGCAGCGGGGGUCACGGCCAACACCGCCUCCGCCCCCACCACGAGCCUCACACCCGGGACCGGCGACUCCGGUUUUAUCGUCGUGGAAACCAAUUACCGCAUUUACGCUUACACAAACUCGGAGCUGCAGAUUGCCCUGGUGGCCCUGUUCAGCGAGAUGCUCUACCGCUUCCCCAAUGUGGUGGUGGCCCACAUCACCAGGGAAUCUGUACAGCAGGCCAUAGCCAACGGCAUCACUGCGCAGCAGAUUAUCCACUUUCUGAGGACGCGAGCUCACCCCGUCAUGCUAAAACAGACCCCAGUUCUCCCACCCACCAUCACAGACCAGAUCAGACUCUGGGAGCUGGAACGUGACCGGCUGUCAUUCACGGAAGGUGUGCUGUAUAAUCAGUUCCUCUCCCAAGCUGACUUUGAGGUACUGAGGGAUAGAGCUCAGGGCCUCGGUGUGCUGGUUUGGCAGAAUGCCCCCCACAGGGUGAUGGUCGUGACACCGCAUGGACACAGUGAGGUGAAAAGGUUCUGGAAACGGCAGAAAAGCCAUACGUAGGAUUCAUGGAAGCCAGUGCUGACCAUAGCUGUAUGUGGGAUGGACAAAGAAGAAACAUCCAAUGGGAUAUUCAGACUGAAGGCGAAGGACAUUUUGACUAAAUACAGAUAUCUGAGAACAAAAAAAAUCCCUUUUAAAUUUAUGAGGGAUGUUAAACUGGUGGCAAAAUAAAAAUGGUUUUGAAUGUAUGGUGUAUUCCUGUAGAAUAAGUAGAGUAUUUUAUUGAAUUACAUAACAUUUUUGGCUGUACAAAAUAAAAUAAUAAAAGGAUGAUAUUUGGCUGAGAAAUACAAAUAUUAACUGAAAUGUGACCAGCUAAAUUACUAUUAAAACAUAAAGCAAUAAAACCGAAAAUUUUGUACA
This is a messenger RNA of Paramormyrops kingsleyae, 1909 nucleotides long. RefSeq names its product general transcription factor IIH, polypeptide 4 (gene gtf2h4). Gene Ontology annotation, cellular component: transcription factor TFIIH holo complex; transcription factor TFIIH core complex. Gene Ontology annotation, molecular function: double-stranded DNA binding; ATPase activator activity. The record is from RefSeq and is a predicted model, not a curated record. Lineage: Eukaryota; Metazoa; Chordata; Actinopteri; Osteoglossiformes; Mormyridae. Gene Ontology annotation, biological process: nucleotide-excision repair.